Molecule: messenger RNA, 1395 nt
Organism: Hevea brasiliensis (rubber tree)
Lineage: Eukaryota; Viridiplantae; Streptophyta; Magnoliopsida; Malpighiales; Euphorbiaceae
Product: biotin carboxyl carrier protein of acetyl-CoA carboxylase, chloroplastic
Exons: 6
Coding region: 261-1226 (321 amino acids)
Biological process (GO): fatty acid biosynthetic process
Cellular component (GO): acetyl-CoA carboxylase complex
Molecular function (GO): acetyl-CoA carboxylase activity
Source: RefSeq, a predicted model, not a curated record
CCAAGCAAGCAAAAUCCCUGAAGACGACAGGUGGUAGUGAAAGAAAGCGAGUACGUAGAAAUCUACACUCUGUCUUCUUCGCCCUCUCCUUGUCUUCGGUUUCAUCGAUCUUCAAAUUCUGAACUCUCAAGAGGGAAAAGCCAUUUCUCUGUGUCCUUUCUCUGCAGAUUCCUCAAAACUCUCUCUUUCUUCGUCUGCGCUUGACCUUAUUCUCUCUCAGCAAAAGCUCGCUAAGGCUGAACUAGAAAUCGCUGAAACCAAUGGCGUCUUCACUUUCCACUUCUGCGUCUGCUUCGGCUUCAGCUUCAGCUUCAGCUUCAGCCGUCGCCAAAGCCACUGUCAAUUUGCCUCAUUACAAUACUUACGCACUCUCUCGGGUCUCCUUUCGCGUCUCUCCUACAUCCAAGACCAAGGGUUUGAAGCUUGGUCGCAGUUCCACUUUUGUGAAAGCCCAGUUGAAUGAGGUAAGUUUCUUUCAGUGGUUUUCAUUAGAGGAUAUCUUUUCAAAUUUUUGUUCCUGCCUGGACAUGCUUUUGCGGUCAUUUGCCCCCUUCAAGGUUGCUGUGGAUGGAUCCUCAAAUGCUGCUGCCUCACCUCUAACCAAAUCAGAAGUACCGUCACAGGAAGCAAAGGAUGCUAAGCCAUCAAAUGAGCCUGCACCUCCAACUUUGGCUACAGAGGAGUCAAUAUCUGAAUUUAUUACACAAGUUGCAAGCCUUGUGAAGCUGGUUGAUUCAAGAGAUAUUGUGGAGUUGCAGUUAAAACAACUUGAUUGUGAAGUGCUAAUCCGGAAAAAGGAGGCCUUGCCUCAGCCACCGUCUCCUGCUCCAUUUGUUAUGACGAAUGCACCUUCACCUUCACCUUCACCUUCACCAUCACCACUAAUGCCACCAGCCCCAUCUGCAGCUUUCUCUACAGCCUCUAGUCCGGCUUCCACUGCUCCACCCCCAUCACCUGUACCUUCUGCUGCUAAAUCACUCAAGUCAUCACUUCCACCGUUUAAAUGCCCUAUGGCUGGCACAUUCUACAGAAGUCCAGCACCAGGUGAACCACCUUUGGUGACGGUUGGAGACAAAGUGCAGAAGGGACAAGUCUUAUGCAUCAUUGAGGCCAUGAAAUUGAUGAAUGAAAUAGAAGCUGAUCAGUCAGGGACCAUUGUCGAAAUUGUAGCAGAAGAUGGGAAGCCAGUCAGUGUCGACACGCCUCUGUUUGUGAUUGAACCUUAAAAGCACGCCGGUUGAGUAGACAAGUACUAGGUAAACAUUACUUGGCGAGUGAAGUUCUUGGAAAUGUUGAGAGAUGCGGCAUUGUUAUUGUAUUUGCAUGUUUUGUUUGGGAAGAGUUGUUAUGAGGGAAAACAUUAAUGAUUCUAAUAUGAGAAUUUUGUUUUUGAAA